UGCCUGCCGUGUCAGGCUCGAAAUUGCAGCUAUCGUAAGGCUGGUUGUGAAGCUCGCCAUGCUGUAGCUCUGGUCAAGAACUGGCGAAACAAGCCGACAUUGUUGCCAUACGCCUGCUUAUAUUUACACAGGCAAAAGCGUACCCUGAUUAGGCUAAGAGGAAAACAGUUUACGCCGUAUCUCUGCGCAAGUUGUUUCCCCUCCCCCUAGAUCGCAAAUAGAAAUGUUCAUUGUAUUUUAUUGCCAUCAAAGUCGGCUACAUGCUAUGAACAUAAAACAGAUUACCAACCUGUUUUCGCAUAGGAGUGCCCCGGGGACGCCCGCCGUACGACAUAGCGUUGAGGGACGCUGUGGCGAGACGGCCAAAUCUGAGUUCGGGAAGCAAAUCAGAUUGAUAUACUUCGAGUGGGUUCACAAAACUGGCACCGUAGGAUUGCUACAAAACAUACUUUUAACCGGCUGUCUGGGAAUUCCGCACAGAUUUGCCUCCUUAUCCUUCUGAUAUGCAGCUGUCUUGUCCCAUUCCUUAAUACUGUGAAAGCAUUUGACUGAGGUGCUAUUGAUGGAGGAUUUAGAGUAUAUGCAACUUGACCGUUGCGCUGCGCAACUGGCUGCCUAUGGAUAGCCGCUGGCAUGGUUAAAGUGCACUGUAACCAAUGAGCACUGCGUCUUCUCCGCCAGCGAAUACGAGCACCGACCGCAUCCCCUGGUGGAUGCCGGGCGAGUCCACAGCUCUCCGCGUGGGUGUCUUCGUUGCCCUCUGCGUCUCGGCUGUCCUUGCGGUCGUAGCCGUCUCGUACACAAUGUGGCGCUGGCGCAAAUGGAUGCGGCGCCGGCGCCAGCCUGGUAGGCCCUGGGAAGCCCAAGGAGGCUCAAAGCCCUCUCCAAGAUCCGCCCGCAAUAGCAGCGGAGGCGGCGGCGGGGCCAGUGGGGGCAGCGGUAACGCCGCUCGUCCUGGCACGCAUGCGCCUGCGCACGCCAUCAGCAGCCCACGUGGACGUGGGCCACAAGGCGUGGUUACUGGCGAGUUGGCGGUGGCCGCAGGAGUCGGAGGGCAACCAGGGCGCGGCGGGGGCUCGCAGCAAUCACCCCUUCGCACAGGUGAAGAUACCCAGCAGCGCACCAACGAGCAAUCGCCCGGCCUGCCAACCCGCUGCUCAACUCCCCGCGCUCUUCGGGACCUGGACACUGCACGUCUUGAGGACAGCCAGUGCGCAGCCGGUUCAGUCGCCUGUAGCGCAUCUGGAAGCACGGCCAGCACCCUCCCGCCACUGCGAAGCGGAGCCGAGCUGGGUGGCAGCGGUGGCGGAAGCGCCUGCGGGAACGCAACGGCUGCUGCCGCGGCUGGGGGUGUGGGUCUGAGGGCGCACCCGGCAACAUGGCCGACAUCGUCGUCAGCGUCGCCGCGGCUGCUGUCGCCCCGCAUGGCUGGGGUUGCUCAUCCAGCUGGCAUGGCGGCAUCACCGCACGCCGGCAGCAGCAACACUUGCACCGCACGGCCGCUCUUUGAGUCAUAUCAUGAGCGGGAUAUCGAGCGGCGGCUCCGCCAAGCGGUAUUUGGGUUGCAAACGGCACCAGGAGGGGCAGCAACGGGGUGUCUCUCUCCUCCACAACAAAUGCCGGCACCGCCUAUGCCGGCUGUUGCGACGCCUGGCACUGAGAUGGGGCUUGCGUCACCCCGGCAGGCAGGUGUCGGCACUGCGGCCGGGUCUGCAGGUGCGGGUGGGGCCGCUCAGCAAGGGCCGUGGUUAUGGUGGCCUGCCACGGGCGCUUCGGCGGCGGCUACGACGCCUCUGGACGCGGAUCUCUGCGCACGUGACCUGCUGCUGGGCCGCGCCAGGCGGCCUGUCUUUCGGCAGGCGCCGUUCGCUUUGCUGGAACCCACGGUUCUCCAGGCUCAAGGGGCGUCAGAGGCAGUGGUCUCGACUCCUGUGCGUGUGAGCCUGAUGGCUCCAGAACCCGCAGUGCUGCCUGCGCCCACGGCCGCAGCAGCGCAUGGAGCUGACCGGUCGACUGAUCAGCAGGAAGGAAGCAGAGGACAGGCAGUCACCGAUGUCGUGCAUGACUCGGAAGACACGGAGCCGGUAACCGUGGCGGACGAGGCAGGCAGCGACGCUUCCAAUGCCACGCAGGAGGCGGUGCAGUCUCCGGCACGCACCGCUGUGCAGCGCAUUCUGGAGGAGGCAGCAGAAGACGCGGCUGAUGCGCCGCUGAUGGGACAACUGACGCUGGGAAUGUGGACGCAGCGGGCCUCUGGAGGUGAGCUGCAAGAGGCCGGAGGGCAGCAGCAUGAGCUGCAGAGCGACCAGCCGCAAGCAGCGCCGCUGCAUGUGCAGCAGCAGGACCCGUUAGAGGAUCCAAUGCGACAAGGAGCGUUGGUGGCGGCAGAUCAGGAGGUGCAGCAGUUGGAGGGGCACUGCCCGCUAUCCGGGCAGUGCAAUGAAGACGUGGCUUUGUUAGUCCAGCAUCAGCAGCAGGAGGAGGCAGAAACCCAGCGCGGACGACCGUCCAGCAACAGCAGCAGCUGUUCUGGUGGACAGCCUGAUGCUUCGACAGCCGAGCCUUUGACAGCUGGCUCAGCAGCAGCAUGCGAGCUUGCAGGGGAGCUGGAUGGUGGGUUUCAGCUGCCUGCUGCUGCUCCUUUGGCUGCUGCUGCCAAUGCGGCUGCAGACGACUCAACCAGCCGCUGUACGAGUAAGGAGUGCGCAUUUCCAGUCGGCCCAACGUCAGAGGUGCAGCACGCUGACGGCCAGCUUGCGGUUGCUAAUGGACAGGAUGCAGAGCAUUCUAGCCAACACGGACAACACGAACAGCUUUCCACCCAGCCGGCUUGUCCGGCGGUAAGGGCCGGCAGCAUGCAUGCUUUCCAAGUUGCACUUCCCACGCCUGUGGCAGCAGGUAGCCCCGGCACCGCGGACGUCUCCAUCAGCCACGACCCCAGGCCUGCCAUCUUCCCUGAUCAGAACCCCCAGUACCCUCCUCCUCAGCCAGCCUCGCCCGCCAUCGCCGUCGCCUCACCCGUUCACCUCCACCCCAACGCGGCGCUCUUUGGCAACCUUCGCGGCCUGCCCGGAGCGAUUCCUGUCCUCGGCAACGCCGCUGUGUUGCUGCUCAACCCCGGUCUGCUGCGCCACCCACUGGGCUCCAACAGCAGCCCAGGGGACUGCACCAGCGCCUGUUACGGCCCCCUUGCCAUGCCCGUCAUGUACGGAGCCUACAACCGGGGCCCUCCGUCGCAAGCGGUCGCCACGGUGCUGGCAUGCUUGGGGCAUAACCCAGCUGAGGUGUCCCCUGCGCAUGUCGUCGGACCCACAGCGGGCGCGGCGGAGAUGCGGGAGCAGCAGUCUUGGGACCCCAUGGAUGGUGGAGACCUGCUGCAGCAGCUGCGGCAGCGCCGGCAGCGACUGAACGGGCCGCUGGGGCAGAGGCGGUACAUGACGUCGCCUGGCGACCCGCUGUCGCAGCAGCUGGCUCAGCUGUUGUCCCUGGACGAAGCACCUGAGCAGCAGGAGCAGCCGGCGACACCAGUCUCCGUUGCAGGCAGCCAGUCCGCUGCUCCCGGCGCGCCGGCGGGUGCUGCAUGCAUCGUGAGUGCGGCUGCAACGGACACAGCAACGGCGGCACCGGAUGGCAACUGUCGUGUAACCGCUGACGCUGAGGACGCGGGCGUGAAGUGCACCACCACGAGUCCAUGGGAGUCGCCCGUGGCUGCGGCGGCUGCGAUGGGUUCUACACAGGUGCCGGCGGAGUUGAGCCCGGCCAGGACUGUAGGCAGCAGCGCUGGAAAGGGGAAAGGGGAGGCGACAGCAGUGGCUGUUACGCCUGCCGGCGUUGCUGCCGGUGGUAGCAGCGCAUGGCCGCACACGCCGCCACACGUAACUUGCUCGACGCUGUCGCCAAUCGCUUCUUCCUUAUCCUCGACAACGCUGCCAACGUUUGGUGCGACAUCGGUGGAUAUGAUGGCUGAGCAAGAGCCACGAUGGCAUCAAGGGCUGUACGAUCCCGAGUCGCCGUUGGUGGCUGGUCAGGAAGGAACGCCGGCGCUGUCCAAUGAGGUGCUGCCGCAUGGUAGCUUUGUAACGAAUGUAUGGUUGGAGAAGGGUCAGCUGCAGCAGGCGGGCUGGCCAGCGUCGGGCGCGUCUGGUCCUGAAGGGCCGUUAGCAACGAAGGUGGCGGAGCGGCUUAUGACGAAUAACCCGCUGUUUCAGCGCGGGGAAGUUGCCGGCCAGGGAGAUGAUGUUACACAGGGGGCCGACAGCGCUCGUGAAGAAGAGGAUGUGUGAGGCACUGUGUGUAUUGUGUCUGCUACAAGUCAGUCCAAAAGAGUGUAUGAGGGUGAAGGAGCGUCACUACUGUGUUUUGUGGGAAUGUGUCGUGUGCGCUUGCUUCCCGGCUUUGGCGCCAGUGGCAUUGGAUGGUUCUAACUGCAGCCUUGCGAAAUAGGCUAGGUUUGGUGGCACGAGUAUGUAUUACAACGCUUACAGUUGGCGUAGGAUGAAACUUGGUAUGCUUGUCUGAUACCGUGUCUGUGGUAAACAUUGACAAACAAUGAUGAUGAUGUCUCAAGAUUACAUGUAGUUCCAGUCGACUAUCGAUGCACCCAGGACUUGAACAUCAUGUGGCGUGGCCCAAGGGACGGGCGACUUUUCUUAACGACAAUUAUACCUGAAUCUUGAUGAAUACCAUAGGUAUGGUAUAGCGGUUUUGCUUUAUGUUAAAUUAAUGGAUUACAG
Messenger RNA from Astrephomene gubernaculifera, 4733 nucleotides. Lineage: Eukaryota; Viridiplantae; Chlorophyta; Chlorophyceae; Chlamydomonadales; Astrephomenaceae. The record is from the annotation of a GenBank genome assembly.